UAGAAUCCAGUCCGAAGUAGCCAUUCGCCGCCACUGAGAAAAACAAAAAAGGCAAGUGUGAAAUUGAAGCUCAAGGAGCUUUUAUGGAUUCAUGGCCAUGGCCGCUUAAUCAGAUAAUCUGAACCGAUCACUCGUAACUCUCCCGACGUGCCCGUUCUAGAUAAGAGUGUGCCUUUAUACCAUUUUCGAGGCUAAGUGAAGAGUUAUUGAAUUUUGAGAACUGUAGUGGUUCACAAUGGUAUGGUUUAGAGCUGGAUCCAAUGUGGCAAUGGUUUCUCUUAGGAGAGCUUUGUCACAUAGUAGAUCACAUGUUACAAGAACCCGUCCACUUCCUUCUCAAACUCGGCACUUCCACAGCUCAGUUGCUGUUCGAGCAAAGGAACAAUCUUCUGCCCCUGUUCCCCGUCCUGUCCCACUUUCUAAGCUGACAGACAGUUUCUUAGAUGGGACGAGCAGUGUCUACCUUGAGGAGCUUCAGCGGGCAUGGGAGAAAGACCCAAACAGCGUUGACGAAUCAUGGGAUAAUUUCUUCAGGAAUUUUGUGGGUCAGGCAACUACAUCGCCAGGGAUAUCUGGUCAAACAAUUCAAGAAAGCAUGCGGCUUUUGUUACUUGUGAGAGCUUAUCAGGUAAAUGGCCACAUGAAAGCCAAAUUGGAUCCGUUGGAUUUAGAAGAACGAGAGAUCCCCGAAGAUUUAGACCCCGCUCUUUAUGGAUUUACUGAAACUGAUCUUGACCGCGAAUUCUUCCUUGGUGUUUGGAGGAUGUCUGGUUUCUUGUCCGAGAACCGUCCAGUCCAAACAUUGAGAUCCAUAUUGACCCGGCUCGAGCAAGCUUAUUGUGGGAGGAUUGGGUUUGAGUAUAUGCACAUACCUGAUCGAGAAAAAUGCAAUUGGUUGAGGGAGAGGAUCGAGACCCCUAUACCCAUGGAGUACAAUCGCCAAAGGCGUACUGUCAUUCUUGACCGUCUGAUGUGGAGCACUCAGUUUGAGAACUUCUUGGCCACCAAAUGGGUGGCUGCCAAGAGAUUCGGGCUGGAAGGAUGUGAGACAUUGAUUCCUGGUAUGAAGGAAAUGUUUGACAAGGCGGCUGAUCUUGGGGUGGAGAACAUAGUCAUAGGGAUGUCACACAGAGGAAGGUUGAAUGUUUUAGGUAACGUUGUCCGUAAGCCUCUCCGGCAUAUCUUUAGUGAAUUUAGUGGUGGCACGAAACCUGUGGAUGAUGCCGGUUAUGUGGGGACUGGGGACGUCAAGUAUCACUUGGGAACUUCUUAUGAUCGACCAACACGGGGAGGGAAGAGACUUCAUCUUUCAUUGGUUGCAAACCCCAGUCAUUUGGAAGCCGUGGACCCUGUCGUGAUCGGGAAAACUAGAGCAAAACAAUAUUACACUAAUGAUCUGGAUAGGACAAAGAACAUGAGCAUUCUUAUUCAUGGAGAUGGCAGUUUUGCGGGGCAAGGAGUUGUUUAUGAGACGUUGCAUCUAAGUGCUCUGCCGAAUUACAGCACUGGUGGGACCAUUCACAUUGUGGUUAACAAUCAAGUGGCAUUUACUACCGACCCGAGAUCAGGAAGAUCUUCUCAGUAUUGUACUGAUGUUGCCAAGGCUUUGAGUGUUCCGAUUUUUCAUGUCAAUGGUGAUGAUGUUGAGGCUGUUGUGCAUGCUUGUGAGCUUGCUGCAGAGUGGAGACAGACUUUCCAUUCAGAUGUGGUUGUUGAUAUAGUAUGUUAUCGUCGGUUUGGACAUAAUGAAAUUGAUGAACCAUCCUUCACUCAACCCAAAAUGUAUCAGGUCAUCAGAAAUCAUCCUUCUUCACUAGAGAUCUAUCAGAAGAAACUCAUGGAAUCUGGUCAUGUGACAAAAGAAGACGUUGAGAAGAUACAUAAUAAAAUAAAUUCUAUACUUAAUGAAGAGUUCAUUUCUAGCAAGGAUUAUGUUCCUCAAAAAAGGGAUUGGCUCUCAGCAUUUUGGUCAGGAUUCAAGUCUCCUGAACAGCUUUCGCGCAUUAGAAAUACUGGUGUGAAGCCAGAGAUAUUGGCAAGCGUUGGAAAAGCAAUCACAACCCUUCCUGAAAAUUUUAAGCCCCACAGAGCGAUAAAAAGAAUUUUUGAUGAGCGCCGAAAGAUGAUUGAGACUGGAGAGGGCAUUGACUGGGCACUUGCAGAAUCACUUGCUUUUGCAACAUUGCUCGUGGAAGGUAACCAUGUGAGGUUGAGUGGUCAAGAUGUUGAGAGGGGCACUUUUAGUCACAGACAUGCUGUUCUUCAUGAUCAAGAGUCAGGGGAGCAGUACUGUCCUCUUGAUCACAUUAUGAAAGACCAAAAUGAAGAAAUGUUUACAGUUAGCAACAGCUCUCUUUCAGAAUUUGGCGUUUUAGGAUUUGAAUUAGGUUAUUCAAUGGAAAAUCCUAAUUCACUCAUAAUUUGGGAAGCACAAUUUGGUGAUUUUGCCAAUGGGGCUCAAGUGAUAUUUGACCAGUUUGUGAGCAGUGGUGAGGCCAAGUGGUUGCGCCAGACUGGGUUAGUCGUGCUUUUACCUCAUGGGUAUGAUGGCCAGGGUCCUGAACAUUCAAGUGCACGUCUUGAGCGCUUUCUUCAGAUGAGUGAUGACAACCCUUAUGUUAUCCCUGAGAUGGACCCUACACUUCGUAAACAGAUUCAACAGUGCAAUUUGCAGGUGGUGAAUGUGACUACUCCUGCAAAUUAUUUCCAUGUACUCCGACGACAAUUACACAGGGAAUUCCGUAAGCCUCUAAUUGUGAUGGCCCCAAAGAGUUUGCUUAGGCACAAGGAGUGCAAGUCUAACCUCUCUGAGUUUGAUGAUGUCCAAGGCCACCCUGGUUUCGACAAACAAGGUACUAGGUUUAAGCGACUCAUAAAAGAUCAGAAUUACCAUUCGGAUCGCGAGGAGGGCAUUAGACGCUUGGUUCUUUGCUCGGGAAAGGUCUACUACGAGCUUGAUGAGGAAAGAAGAAAAGUUGAUGGCAAAGAUGUUGCAAUUUGUAGGGUAGAGCAGUUGUGUCCUUUCCCAUACGACCUUAUCCAGCGUGAGCUGAAGCGCUAUCCAAAUGCGGAGAUCGUCUGGUGCCAAGAAGAGCCAAUGAACAUGGGUGCUUUCUACUACGUUGGGCCCCGCCUUUGUACCGCAAUGAAGGCUGUCGGAAGAGGCAACAUGGACGACAUCAAAUACGUGGGACGCCUUCCGUCCGCUUCAACCGCUACCGGUUUCCUACAGGUUCACUCCAAAGAGCAGACCGAACUCGUCCAGAAAGCCCUGCAGCCCGACCCGAUCCUUAACUAAUCCCACCCGGUGAGGUUACUUAAGAUUAUCAUUGCUCAUGAAAGUGUUCUGUUUUCCUCCAACAAUAAAAAAAAAGUUGAGUUUAAUGGUCCUUUGUGUAUGUUUAAUCUUAAGGGUUCUCCAGGUUUUUUUGGUACUAUGUUCACAUACAGGGAUUCUAUAUAGUCUUUCUCUUUGGUUAAGGACACUAAUUUAGCCAUUUAUAAGUUUUACAACCCU
Cuscuta campestris is the source of this 3517-nucleotide messenger RNA. NCBI's taxonomy places the organism in Eukaryota, Viridiplantae, Streptophyta, Magnoliopsida, Solanales, Convolvulaceae. The record is from the annotation of a GenBank genome assembly.